This is a messenger RNA of Saprolegnia diclina VS20, 1398 nucleotides long. RefSeq lists its product as hypothetical. NCBI's taxonomy places the organism in Eukaryota, Oomycota, Saprolegniomycetes, Saprolegniales, Saprolegniaceae. The record is from RefSeq and is a predicted model, not a curated record. The coding region runs from base 1 to 1398 and encodes 465 amino acids. The transcript has 7 exons.
AUGGACAUUGCCGCCGAGCCGGUCUUGGCGUCGCUCCAGCGCUUCGAGGACGCCGCCGUGGCGCCGUCACCUGCGAGCGAGCCCAUGACGCUGGGCGAUGACAGCAGCUACCGCGAGAGCACGCUGGGCUACGUGCUGCCCUUUCUCUCGGUGCCCGAGCUCUUUGUAGUGACGCAGCUCAACAAGGAGAUCGAGCGCUUCUGCGAGGUCGAGUGGAAGGAGCGCGUACUCGGUCUCUACGGCCACGUGCGCUACAGUGCGGCGUCGUACCGGCGCAUCUUUGCGCUGCGCACCUUCUUCUCGCGCAAACUUGCGUCCAACGUCUCGGCGCGGGUGUACCUCAUGAACGCAGCUGGCGACACGACCUUCUUCCGGAUCGACCACGGACGCAGCCUCAUGUGCUCGCGCGAGCGCGCGUCCGUGUACAACCGCUGCGAGCGCAUGUUUGACCUCUCACUCCGCAUCAACCGCUCGAUCCAGGAGAUCUCGGCGCUCAUCGGCCUCGUCUCGCUCGACGAAGCGCGCGACUUGCUCAACGAACACAUGAACCUCAUGGCGUCGGUCGCUGCGCUGCGCGGGUCGCUUCUCUUUGAGAGCGAGCUCUUCCAGGUGUUUCCGGCGCCCGUGCUACUGGACGCCAACGUGCUUUUGCGCGGCAACCACGCGCUCGACGACCCGUCGUUCCAGGGCGUGCCCCUCAUGAUGCAGCUCUGGGUCUCGCUCGACUCGGUCGUGUACCGACCGCUCUCAGUGCCCAUCAUGCUCGACUGCAACGAGCUAGCGACCGGGCACAAGACGGUGCGCUUCCACGAGCUCGCCGGGAUGACCAUCGACAUUGAUGACAACAGCAUCCGGCACAACUUGCAGCCCAACCACUUGUGCAUGAACGUGCUCGCGAGCAACACGUACCUUCUCUACCUCUUCAACCCGACGUCGUUUCGCCCGCUCGACUGGAGCUACGAAACCGGGCUGCGCAUCGCGGGCCACACGCAUCUAUUGCCGCAUCAGAGAGAAGGCGUCUUCCUCAACGGAGCCUCGAGCGCCCUUCGCGUCUUCCUCUCGUACGGCAAACUCGCCGACGACCGCGCGGGUGGCAGCGCGAGUGCGCCGCUCGGGAUCGCGUGCAGCGAAGGCGACGUAGCCUUUACGUUUAGCAUCAUUGCGUGCAACCGGCUCACGCAAGCGAAGCGGCUCGUGGUCUCGCAAGCGAUGCGGCUGUCGUUGCCACCGGCACAUCGGUCGGCCAAGACGGAGCGGCACGCGCACCUGGCCAACGACGCGGUCAUUUGCUACAGCUUUGAUGCGGCCAACGUGCUUCAGUACGUCGAGUUUGCGAUCGGGUUUGAGGCGCUUCUCGACGCGCUCGAUAUUGCGUCGUUUGUUCUUCCCCAACCCUAG